Messenger RNA from Microdochium trichocladiopsis, 2668 nucleotides. RefSeq names its product UV-endonuclease UvdE-domain-containing protein. The coding region runs from base 453 to 2393 and encodes 646 amino acids. The transcript has 4 exons. Gene Ontology annotation, biological process: response to UV; nucleotide-excision repair; mitochondrial DNA repair. The record is from RefSeq and is a predicted model, not a curated record. NCBI's taxonomy places the organism in Eukaryota, Fungi, Ascomycota, Sordariomycetes, Xylariales, Microdochiaceae. Gene Ontology annotation, molecular function: endonuclease activity. Gene Ontology annotation, cellular component: mitochondrion; nucleus.
GCAGCUGCUCCUUCGCCAUUGCCAGUCCCAACGUCCACUCCCGGCUUGCAUUGCGGACGGAUCCAGGCUGAAAGUGUCAAACGUUGUCUGCCUUCUUUCACACACAUCCUGCUUCCCACUUGGGCAUCCUCCACAUUGGCACAUCGACAGAGACAUCCACUCGAUUCCCCGAUCGGCUGAGCUGUUCCUGCUCCAAUUCGAUCCGAUCCUCUACCUGCACGCUGUCCAUGGGUAUUGUGCUCCGUGGCAGCCUCCUCCCCUGUAAGGCCCUGUCCGGUGACCGUCUCGCACAUAUCUGGCGACAACAUCGCGCAUUCUCCGCGACGUUUGCUCCGGCGCCUGCCGCCCAGCGCCCCAACCGCCGCCAGCGACCCCCUGCGGCCGCCAUUGCUCCGCACACAACCUCCUAUAUCUCUUCCAGCCCCAUAACUGGAGACCCUCCGACUUUCACAAUGGGCCAGCGAAGGAAGCGAUCCAGUGCUGCUGCCACUGCCGCCGAUACAGAGGAACCACACGGAGUUCGGCAGCAGACCACGCCUCCAGGCAGCGAGGAGCCUGCCAACACGAUGCCGAGCCUCGGACCCCGCAGAUCAGGCCGGCACGUCAAGGAUGGCGUGGGCCUCCGGGCAAAGAACGACGACUCUCUUGCAGGCGCGAAGACGAAUGGGUCUAACAAGGCAUCGGCGGCGUCUACAGGACGUGACAAGCGCAGGACAGGCAAGAACAAGUCCGACGGCGACCAGAUGGACAUUGCCAUGGAGGGUCUUCGCGAGAUGGAGUACUCGUUCCGUGACGCCGUCAAGCGGCAGAAGCUUGCCGUCGGGGAAACCUCGUUCAGCAUACCGCCUGACGCUAUCCACGACGAGACCAAUUUAUUCAACGCGGAACUGCGAACAGGCACCUCCGAGAUGCUGACAGCCAACGACGAGGCGCCAAAGGCGACGAAAGAUGAUCAGACGCAGGCCAUCGCAUGGGGCCGCACCCCGCCGCGCGAGAAAAUCGACCAGGACCCGGAAUCACCGUGCGAGGAUGAAGUUGAGGGCAUGCCGCUAGAGGACGAGUCGAGUGCCAUCCGCCAGGCUGCCUGGAGGCCGCCGCCCGUAAACAGUGAUAUCUUGCCCUUGCCGUGGAAGGGUCGACUAGGAUAUGACCUGCCGUAUCGCGUCCAUCAUCGAGCACAGGCAUCCGCUCAUGCACCCGGACCAGCCAGAACAUCCCACCAAGAACCGCCCAGACAGGAAGCAACCCGCCGAUGUGGCACGUGGACAACGCUACGUGGAGAACCUUGGACUUACCAAUGCGCGCGACAUUGUCAAAAUGCUGCGGUGGAACGACAGGAGUACGGGUACAAGUUGGCGCCCUUUGCCUCGGAGGUGCUGGCAGAUGCUGGUAAAGUCGCUGGGGAGCUGGGUCACCGCUUGACCACGCAUCCUGGGCAGUUCACACAACUCGGCUCACCACGCAAUGAAGUCGUGCGGAAUGCUAUUCGGGAUCUUGAGUACCACGACGAGAUGUUGACAUUGCUGCGCUUACCUGAACAGCAGAACAAGGAUGCCGUCAUGAUCCUGCACAUGGGCGGCGUGUUUGGCGACAAGGCCGCAACGCUGGAUCGAUUCCGGGAGAACUACGCCAAGCUGUCUCCCAGCAUCAAGGCGCGCCUCGUGCUCGAGAACGAUGACGUCUCGUGGCACGUGCACGACCUCCUGCCCAUAUGUGAGGAGCUCAACAUUCCAAUGGUGCUCGACUAUCACCACCACAACAUCAUGUUUGACGCGGACAAGAUACGCGAGGGUACGCACGACAUCAUAGACCUGUACCCUCGUAUCAGAGCCACCUGGACGCGAAAGGGCAUUACGCAAAAGAUGCAUUACAGCGAGCCGUGCCCGGAGGCCAUCACCGGGCGGCAGCGGCGCAAGCAUAGCCCCCGCGUGGCGACACUCCCACCAUGCGCGAAUGACAUGGAUCUGAUGAUCGAGGCCAAGGACAAGGAGCAGGCGGUCUUUGCCCUGAUGCGCAACUUUAAGCUUCCCGGCUGGGACCGUAUCAACGACAUUGCGCCCCAUGAGCGCGAUGACGAGAAUAAGCCUCCGCCCAAGGCGACCAAGAAGAAGGCAAAGAAGUCGACGCCAAAGAAGAAGACGGACAAGGCUGCCAUGGGCCAGGACGAAGACGGCGAUGCCGCCAUGCCGGACACUGCUGACCCUCCCGAGGCGGGUGAGGAUGAGGCACCCAACAAAGAGGCAGAGAAAAUCCCCGAGAGCGAGGUCAGCAUGGGCGGACCAGACGGACGUGUCUUUUGGCCGCAGGGUAUGGAAGAGUGGUUGCGGCCUAAGAAGCGACUGCAGACGAAGAAGAUGAUGAGCAAGCCUGAUGGCAAGGACGACGAAGAGUAAUGUGCAUGGCUCAUAUAUUCUCCACCGUGUUGAGGUUUGGUGUGGCGAGUCUGUCGGGACGGGCUAAAUUUGUAGAACAAGCAUCCAGAGUAUUGUUUGGCAGCGUGUUUGAAAGAAAUGGAAAAGGGUUUGCAUUUUGGCCAACAUCAUUCGAGCUAUGUAUGAGUGGAGGAGCUUGCGGGUUGUAAGACCCACGACACGGGUGAUCGUGAUUGAACUCAUAGGGCACACGUCACGCUAAUAAGUCAAAUGCUUGGUCCCAAGUUGAACCAGCU